Messenger RNA from Spodoptera exigua (beet armyworm), 5295 nucleotides. NCBI's taxonomy places the organism in Eukaryota, Metazoa, Arthropoda, Insecta, Lepidoptera, Noctuidae. The record is from the annotation of a GenBank genome assembly.
AUGAAGGCAACACUUCGUAAAUUUGGUUUGGAGUACUGUGAGCUACCAGAAAUGUUGUCAAAUGUGUCCACCAUGUUGAGAAUGUUGACUCUCAACGUAGACAGCAGGAAUAAGACACCAAUUUCAACUAUAUUUUACGUUCUAAUGGCGAUUAUCAGCACUAAUUACAUCUACGUCUAUGUGAUCUCUGGCAUCUGGUUUGUAUUUUGGCGCUGUUACAAGACUGGUGAUCUGGGCGCGGCCAUGAUUGUCUUCUCCCUCAUGAGCACAAGUGAAGUUGCUUUAAUAAAGCUGUUUUAUAUGAUUUUCUAUGAAGACAAGUUCAAGAAUUUAAUAGACAAAUACCUGGCCUGUGAUUCUCGGACAGUGAAAGGCAGUAGGUUUUCUAAAAACUUGAGAAAAGCUUUAAGGAAUGUGAAGAUGCGAGGGAUCAUUUGCUGGCUGGUGCUAAAUAUGAAUGCAGUGCUAUAUGUGCUGCGACCCAUGGUGACUCCUGGACAACAUUUGACUGUGGAUGCGUUUAUAAUACUUGGUCUGGAGCCAAUGUUUAAGUCUCCUAACUACGAGUUGGCUGUUUUUACGACCAUGAUCAGUGUGUUCUUCAUUUGUUUCACUGUAGCCAACGUCACUUGUUUCCUUAUCAUGAUCACUGGCUACACAGAAUCCCAAAUGUUGGCGUUAGCUGAAGAAAUGAUUCAUAUCUGGGAUGACGCUAAUGAAUAUUAUCAGACAAUGAUAAAAGAAUUGAGUAGCUAUGAAUCGGUAUACCUACGAAAUAAGAAAUUAAAGAGUGUAAAAGAAACAGAAGUCCUAAAUGAAUAUGUGGCGGAACAUUUAAAAGAUAUCAUACAAAAACAUUCAUUCAACGUGACCCUUCUAGAAGAAAUCGAAGACGUGAUGAGGGGACCGAAUGCUAUAGGUUUCUUGUUUCUAAUUGUUGGCCUGAUAGCGGAAUUACUUGGCGGGUUAAACAACACGAUAUUACAAGUACCAUUCACAUUGUCUCAGUUGGGAACAGACUGUUUUCUAGGACAGAAGAUAAUGGAUGCUAAUAUAAAAUUUGAAGAGGCCGUUUACGCUUGCAAAUGGGAGAAUUUCAAUAAAGUGAACAAGAAGAUUGUGUUGGUGAUGUUACAGAAUUCACAGAAGACUAUGACUCUGACUGCUGAAAUUAUACAUGAGAUUCGAAAGUUUGGGUUGGAGUACUGUGACUUGCCGACGAUGCUGGAAAACGUCUCGAUACUAUUGAGGGUUCUGACUGUGAAUAUUGACAGUAAAUAUAAAAAGGGCAUUACGAUCUUGUCUUACAUCGUGACAGCAGUCACCGCCGCCUGCUUCUACUAUGUUUUUCUCUUCUCCAUGACUUGGUUUGUCUUCUGGCGGUCCAGGAUCACCGGAGAACUGGUCGGAGCCAUGGUCGUCCUAUCGCUUGGCAUCUCUAGCGAAAUUGGACCCUUCAAACUGUUUUACAUGUGUUAUUAUAUGGACAAAACUCAGAAAAUAGCCGAUAGCUUUCUAGAAUGCGACGCCAACACCAUCAAAGGCACCAGGUUCCACACGAACCUCAUGAAGCGUCUGAGGAGUGUGAAGAAACGCGCCAUGCUGUACUGGGUAGUGGUGGCUGGUAACGGAGUGCUAUACGUGAUGAAGCCGGUUGCUAUGCGUGGAAGGAAUUUGCCGGAGAACUAUUUCCUAAUUUAUGGUUUAGAACCCAUGUUCGAGACUCCAAACUACCAGAUUGCGUACUUCAUGAUGAUUGCAUCAGUAUUCUUUGUUUGCUAUGUCCCAGCCAGCGUGACCGCUUUCCUCAUUGUCAUCACUGGUUAUGCUGAAGCUCAGAUGUUGGCUUUGAGCGAGGAAAUGCUGCAGUUAUGGUCAGAUGCUACUAAUCACGCGAAGGCUCAAACAGAAGGCAUGUCAGAAGAAUUGGAUGUAUAUGAUCCAAAAGUGAAGAUGAUAAUCAACCAAUUUGUGGAACGACGGCUGAGGGAGAUCAUUGGUCGCCAUGCCAAUGUAAUUAAUCUGUUGAACCAAGUGGAGAUUGUGUUUAGACAAGCUAUAGCCAUCGGUUUCGUGCUACUAGUUCUUGGGCUACUCUCAGAACUACUUGGAAAGCUAGAGAAUACUUUCCUGCAGCUGCCUUUUGCGUUGAUGCAGGUUUCCAUGGACUGUUUCGCCGGUCAACGAGUGAUGGACGCGAGCGCAAUGUUCGAGGCAUCAGUUUAUGACUGUAAAUGGGAGAACUUUGACAAAUCCAACAUGAAACUGGUGCUGGUGAUGCUGCAGAAUGCCCAGAAGACCAUGACUCUGUCUGCUGGCGGCGUGAGGACCCUCAGUUUCAGUGCUUUGAUGUCCGUCUUUAGGGGCAUUUACUCCGCGUAUACCGCUCUUAGGUCUACUAUGAAAUCUAUUUAUCCGCAGGCUUCAAAGAUGUGGGAUCAAAUACGUAAGUUUGGUUUGGAGUACUGUGACCUGCCGACCAUGAUAUGGAACGUAGCUGUAUUCUUGAAGGUUCUCACUUUGAAUGUGUAUGGAAAAAAGAAAACAGAAAUCCCAUUCAUCUUCUACAUAUUGGUGGUGGUGGCAGCUCUGUGCUAUCUAUAUGUUUACCUGGUCUGCAUGGUGUGGUUCGUGUUCGUGAGGAGUCGAGAGACAGGGGACCUGGUCGCGGCCAUGGUGGUACUCUCCUUGGGGAUCUCCAGCGAAAUCGGUAGCUUGAAACUCCUGUACAUGUUUAUUUGUAUCAAAGACAUUAGAAAUCUUACUGACGAAUUCCUGGAAUUCGACUCUCACAUGGUGCCUGGUAGCAGGAUGUACAGGAACUUGGUAAGGUACAUGCGUGAUGUGAAGAAGAGAGCUAUCUUCUAUUGGGCAGUGCUCAUGGGCAACGGGUGUGUCUACCUUAUCAUACCCCUGUUACGCCCUGGCAGACAUUUAUCUGAAGAUAUGCUUGUUAUCUAUGGCCUAGAACCAAUGUAUGAGACACCAAACUACGAGAUAGCAUGGUUCAUGAUGACCGCCAGUAUUGCCAUCAUAUGCUACAUAUCAUCCAACGUGACUGCCUACUUCAUCGUCAUCAUUGGCUACGCUGAGUCACAGAUGCUGUCUCUGAGCGAUGAAGUUACACAUGUGUGGGAAGAUGCAGAGAAACAUUUUGAGACUUUGAAUCUCGGACUAGAAUUCCAAGAUUUUGACAAUAAGAAGAUGAUAAAGAACGAUCAUGUGUUUAAGAAUCUAAAGUACAUUAUAAAACGCCAUGCGACUAUCAAGACUCUAAUAAACCAAGUUGAGGACGUUUGUAGUGGACCUACUGCCGUUGGAUUAACAUUCCUUCUUCUUGGUCUAAUAUCAGAACUCUUAGGCGGAUUGGAGAACACAUUUUUGCAGCUGCCUUUUGCUUUUAUGCAGGUUGGAACUGAUUGUUUUAUUGGGCAACGGAUCAUGGAUGCUGGGGAAGUAUUUGAACGUGCUGUUUAUGACUGCCAUUGGGAGAACUUCGAUCCUAGGAACAGGAAGAUGGUAUUGCUGAUGCUGCAGAUUUCUCAGAAGACAUCUUCUAUUUCUGCUGGUGGCAUGACCAAGAUGAGCUUCAGAUUGUUUGAUGGGGGCCAUGAGAGUCACUUAUUCAGCUUACACUGCAUUCAGGUCUAUAAUUGGUGUGUGAUGGUAUCCAUGAUAUUUCAUCACUUGGCCAUCGGGUUUGUCCUAUCGUACCCCGCGGUCCUAACUCCGGCCAUUACUGCAAAUAAUACGAAUAAUGAGAAUGAAGUUCAUGCCACUAAGGGAGAAGCUUCUUGGAUCGCUGCAGCCUUCAGCAUGACGGGUGGUGUGGGCUUCCUCCUGCUUCCUCCAUUAAUGCAGAUCUACGGCAGGAGAUUCAUCAACGUCACCAUGAACCUGAUCAUCUUCAUCGGCUGGGUUAUCAUCGCUCUGUCUCCCAACGUGCCUACUAUCAUUGCAGGAAGAACUAUCCAAGGUUUGUCUUUUGGAGGGCUUUACAUCUGCAGCAUCCUCGCUGGUGAAUACAGUCAUCUAAAGCGAAGAGGAUUCUUCAUCAUCUUUAAGAUUUCUGCUACUGGUAUUGGUGAACUAAUCUGUCAUGGACUCGGGUUCUCCUUGUCUUGGAGGCAGAUGGCCUGGCUAGCAUCCAUCCCACCAGCGUUGGCUGCGCUGGGAACUGUAGUCUGGCCAGAAAGUCCUCACUGGUUGGCUUACAAGGGCCGCUAUGAUGAAUGUGCAGCAUCAUUCGAGUGGCUGAGAGGAAAAAGUAUAGAAUCGCAAAAAGAACUAAAAGAAAUGAUAACAGCGCAGCAAGAAUUGAGAAAUGUGAAGAAAAUGAGGAAUACCAGUUUAUUGCUGAGAAAUUUACAAGCAAUGAAGUCUAAAGAGUUUUUGAAACCUUUCACAGUGGUGUUAAUGUUGAUUAUAUUGACUCAAUGGUGUGUGAUGGUAUCCAUGAUAUUUCAUCACUUGGCCAUCGGGUUCGUCCUUUCAUACCCCGCGGUCCUAACUCCGGCCAUUACUGCAAAUAAUACGAAUAAUGAGAAUGAAGUUCAUGCCACUAAGGGAGAAGCUUCUUGGAUUGCUGCAGCCUUCAGUAUGACGGGCGGUGUGGGCUUCCUCCUGCUUCCUCCAUUAAUGCAGAUCUACGGCAGGAGAUUCAUCAACGUCACCAUGAACUUGAUCAUCUUCAUCGGCUGGGUUAUCAUCGCUCUGUCUCCCAACGUGCCAACUAUCAUUGCAGGAAGAACUAUCCAAGGUUUGUCUUUUGGAGGGCUUUACAUCUGCAGCAUCCUCGCUGGUGAAUACAGUCAUCCAAAGCGAAGAGGAUUCUUCAUCAUUUUUAAGAUUUCUGCUACUGGUAUUGGUGAACUAAUCUGUCAUGGACUCGGGUUCUCCUUGUCUUGGAGGCAGAUGGCCUGGCUAGCAUCCACCCCACCAGCGUUGGCUGCGCUGGGAACUGUAGUCUGGCCAGAAAGUCCACACUGGUUGGCUUACAAGGGCCGCUAUGAUGAAUGUGCGGCAUCAUUCGAGUGGCUGAGAGGAAAAAGUAUAGAAUCGCAAAAAGAACUAAAAGAAAUGAUAACAGCGCAGCAAGAAUUGAGAAAUGUAAAGAAAAUGAGGAAUACCAGUUUAUUGAGUAAUCUUGAGGAAGAAUUCUGGGUUUCGACGCCCAGAGCGACCCCUACCAAAAGUGGUUCGCGUGGCGAAGUCCGGCACAAGAGCAAAAUGGGUCGCUCGCUGCCCAACCAGAACCAGACACGAGCUAACAGCGAACCAAUAGCCCACUACUGA